Frankliniella occidentalis (western flower thrips) is the source of this 3150-nucleotide messenger RNA. RefSeq names its product soluble guanylate cyclase 89Da-like. Gene Ontology annotation, cellular component: guanylate cyclase complex, soluble. Lineage: Eukaryota; Metazoa; Arthropoda; Insecta; Thysanoptera; Thripidae. The record is from RefSeq and is a predicted model, not a curated record. The transcript has 10 exons. Gene Ontology annotation, molecular function: heme binding; oxygen sensor activity; guanylate cyclase activity. Bases 1 to 2310 code for a protein of 769 amino acids. Gene Ontology annotation, biological process: response to oxygen levels; cGMP biosynthetic process; nitric oxide-cGMP-mediated signaling.
AUGGACGCGCUGUUCGAGCGCCCCGACAUCCUCAGCAUGUGCCCCGCGUCCUUGCCCACACCAGACCGGCCGGCGAGCCGCAGAGCGCUCCACGACGGCGUCGACUGCUCCGUGCUGGACUCGUUCGGCAUGCUCCGCGCCAACAUUAGCCCUGUGAAUAGCGAGACCACCGCCUCCACGCCGACGAGUAGCUCGGGAUGUGGCCACAGCUUCAAAGCGCCGGACGCGAGCCGCGACCAGGACGCCGAGCACGUCACCCUCCCCGCCGUGGAGGUGAGCAUGUGGGACAGCGGGUCGCCGCUCUCGCCCGCCCGGGCCAACGCCAACCUGUCCUGGAGCGCGGACGUCUCGUCCUCCUCCGACGACGAGUCCGGCGAGGAGGAGGAUCAUCCGGUGGACUGGGAGGUCAGCUACACCCCUCCACCGCCGUACCCUGACGAGGACGGCCAGGACGGCCAGGACGGCCAGGACGGCCAGCCGCCGGCGGUCCCCGCUGCGAGGCAGGGGAUGCACGCGACGUUCGACGUGGCCGCCGGCUCGGUGCUCAAGGGAGCGUGGGGGGAAGGGGGAGCGCCAGGCGCAGGGGGAGAGCCAGGGGUAGGCCGAGGCCGAGACCCAGUGACCGAGGACGACUUUAUGGCGUACUUCGGACGCUGCUUCGUCCUCUUCUUCUCCAACUUCGGGUACGACGAGCUGAUCCGCUCGGCGGGCCGCCACUUCUGCGACUUCCUGGGCGGCAUGGACAACAUCCACAGCCAGAUCCGCUUCUCGUACCCGAGGAUGAAGAGCCCGUCCAUGUUCGUGGCGGCCGUGGACGAGCGCGGCGCCGUGCUCGUGUACCGCAGCAAGCGGACGGGCUUCCUGCCGUACUUCAUCGGCCAGCUGCAGCAGGUGGCCGAGACCUUCUACGACACGGAGCUGGUCGUCGACACGCUGUCCGUGGCAGAGUGGGCCGACGGAGACGCCGACCACCGCACCGAGGCCCGCCUGCGCCUGGACUUCGACAACCGGGCCUACAUGGAGGCACGCGAGCGGCUGGCGACGCGGCGGGAGCGCGCCGACCUGCACCUGCCCGCCGUGCACGCCGGCCUGCUCAUGUCGCUGUUCCCCUUCGGCGCGCUGCUCGAGGCCGACGGGCAGGACCCCAAGGCGCCGCUUGUCCUCCGGCAGGCCGGCGAGAAGCUCCUGGACGUCCUGGGCGACAGCAGGCCGGUCAUCGACGUGCACGCCGGGGAGUUCAUGAGGAUCCGCCGACCGCAGGGGGCGCUCUUCACCAUGGACAGCAUCAAGGAGCUGCAGUCGGUGAUGUUCGAGGUGCAGGUGCUCAACGCCGCCAACCUGGCCGCGGAGGACGGCGGCGGCGCCGCGGGUCCGAGCCAGGGCGCGGCACCGUGCAUCCUGCUCAAGGGGCAGAUGCUCUACCUGCAGGAGGCCGACGCCAUUGUCUUCCUGUGCUCGCCGCUGGUGAGCGACCUGACGGAGCUGGCGUCGCUGGGCCUGUACCUCAACGACCUGAACCUGCACGGCCUGAGCCGCGAGAUGGUGAUGGAGGGCUGGCACCAGUGCGCGCGCCUGGAGCUCAUGUGCGAGCGCGCCGAGGAGCACUCCCGCCGGCUCGAGGACAGCCUGCGCCUCCAGGACGAGUGGCGCGCGCGCGGCGACGCGCUGCUCACCUCCAUGAUCCCCAGGUCUGUGGCGGACCGCCUGCUCGCCGGCCAGAGCGCGCUCGACACCUGCCAGGCCUUCGACGCCGUCACGGUGCUUUUCUGCGAGCUGCUGCUCGACGGCGGCCCGGGAAGUGCGGAGGCGGUCGCCGAGCGCGUCCGCACCGUCAACCAGGCUUUCUCGCAGUUCGACCAGCUGCUGGACGAGCACCACGUCUACAAGGUGGAGACGGUCGGCAUGGUGUACAUGGUGGUGAGCGGGGCGCCCGACCCGCACCGCGAGCACGCCGCCAGCGCCUGCCGCGCGGCACUGGACCUGCAGCGCUGCGCCCGCCGCCUCGGCCAGGCCGUGCGCUUAGGCCUGCACUCCGGGCCCGUCGUUGGCGGGGUGGUGGGCCUCAAGGUGCCGCGCUACUGCCUGUUCGGCGACACCGUCAACACCGCCUCCAGGAUGCAGGCCAGCAGCAUUUCAGGCAGCGUGCAGCUAUCUGCCGCCACAGAGCUCCUACUAAAGAGCCACAGCGAGUUCAGGACGCUACCUAGGGGACAAGUCUGGGUCAAAGGAAAGGGCUUCAUGAACACCUUUUGGCUACUGCACGGCGAGGAGGGAGCUGAACUUGAAGCUGACGACUACGCAGGAGCAUAGAACGUGCACAAAAUCGCGCGCACAUUAUUCUUUUAACGCAUUUUUCACAACUUAACUAGAAAUAUAUUCUUGUUUCAUAUAUUCAAAUAAUAAUCUUCAUUAUUGUAAAUAGAUACUUUACCCUCGUAGUCUCUCCCAUGAUUGUAAUUGAUAUUACAUGCUUCGUUCAAAAAUGUCGACAAUUGUACGGUAUAGCCUCUAUGUAAUCUAAAAGACAUUAUAUUAAGUAGCCACAGCCUGUCGGAACACUAAUACAUCACGUUUUAAGCACGGUAGUUGUGCACGUGGAAGUGUUCAAUUAGAUAGUUGGCAUAAGCACAGUAGAUGCAGAAAAUUUUCAAACUAACCAGAAUCUGUGGUCCAAACACCGAGCUCGCGAAGCAGGCGUAGAUAUAUCAAUAAAAGCUUUGUAUUUGCUAUAUCUAAGGUAAUCUCUUUUUAAGCUUAAGGUAGGCACCGGUGGAACGGCCAUCACCCAAAAGGAGUUAUUGGAAGACAAAAAAAUCUAAAAACAUCUAAUAUCAUUCGUUUAACCAGCAAUAUAUUAAUAAACAAUGAAAAGCUAUAUUAUUGAGGGACUAUAUGUUCAAUACCACAAGUUUUCCACUUAAGUUGCAUAAACUGCAGUCCACUAAAAAAAUAAUCUUAUUCUCUCACACAGUUUAACAUUAUAUGGCCAUUUUUCACGGGUGUCGUACCUUAAUCUGCAGCUAGCAGUGUAACGGAAAUUUGGAGAUUUGAGUUUGCCAUAGGCAGCUAGCUAAUUCAUAGGUAUAUUGAGGUUUUUAUACUAUAAUUCUUGGAAGUAUUGUAAUCUCAAAUAUUAUUAGCAUGAUCUUU